AUGACCAAGCCACGACACGCUCUGACGGAAGGUAAAGACUUGGACUUUCUCUGCUUCAACAGCCUUCUUCCAUUCCUCUCCCGGCUGCUCGAGCUCGGAGCAUUUCGGAACCAUAGCACCAUUGAGAGCCUCCUAGCUGUCAAGCCGCCAAAACAUACCACUUCUUGUCACAUCCAUUGGAAAGACCACAUUCUCGACACACCCUUCUUCGAAAGCCAGGCCCUGAGCCGGGCUGGUAAGAUCGAACGGGCGGAGGCAUUUGGGAGAAGGAUGAAAAACCUCGGGAUCCGUGCGGGCAUGCCGGAACCACCAACGCAACAUGACUGGCGGGCGGAAGGUCUCUUCAAGACAGCGUGGUUUUCGAUACCUCGGGUAUUGAAAGGUAUCAUUAUAUUCAAGAUCAAACAUUAUUAA
Messenger RNA from Fonsecaea erecta, 414 nucleotides. RefSeq lists its product as hypothetical. NCBI's taxonomy places the organism in Eukaryota, Fungi, Ascomycota, Eurotiomycetes, Chaetothyriales, Herpotrichiellaceae. Bases 1 to 414 code for a protein of 137 amino acids. The transcript is spliced from 3 exons. The record is from RefSeq and is a predicted model, not a curated record.